Loa loa (African eye worm) is the source of this 312-nucleotide messenger RNA. RefSeq lists its product as hypothetical. The transcript has 2 exons. NCBI's taxonomy places the organism in Eukaryota, Metazoa, Nematoda, Chromadorea, Rhabditida, Onchocercidae. The record is from RefSeq and is a predicted model, not a curated record. Bases 1 to 312 code for a protein of 103 amino acids.
AUGAUCUAUCUAGUCAAAAAAACAUGUCAAAAAAAAAACAUUCUCUGGAUUGAGCUGAUUUCUCUGGAUGAUUUUGUAUCACCUUAUUAUGUUGAAGUUGUUAGUGAAAGCCAGGGCAAUACUGAAGAAGAAUACUCAGAUUUUGAAAAAUUAAAAGCAAGAUUAACGAAAUUACUGACCCACCAGGCUACUGUUAUGCAUUACUUCUUUCGACAUAUAGAUUCAUAUGUAGCAAUAAACUUUUUGCUGGGAAAGAGAGGACACGGUGACAAUUUACUUACCGUGCAAUGGGGGGUAUAUUUGGAUACCUGA